ACAGAAAAACAGAUGGAGGCGCCACCUCGACCAGAACUGUUUGACUUCCAUGGUGUCUACAUGACAAAAUACUUCACUGACAACUGGGAAAACGUAAAGAACUUCAAGGCCAAACCAGAUGAUAUUGUCAUAGCUACUUAUCCUAAAUCAGGAACCACAUGGGUCUGCUACCUCUUGGAUCGCCUGUACUUUGGAAAGACGUAUCCAGAGAAAGACACAUCCCUCCCUCUGUAUUUGAGAGUACCAUUUCUGGAGCUGUGCAUCCCUGGUCAUCCCAAAGGAAAAGACCUGGCAGACCAGCUAACGAUCACUCCUCGUCUCAUUAAGACUCAUCUGCCAGUCCAGCUUGUACCAGAGACAUUUUGGGAGCACAACUGUAAGACAAUCUACGUUGCUCGAAACCCUAAGGAUGUUGUAGUGUCUCACUUCCACUUUAGCCGCAUGAACAGCAUCCACCCUGCACCAGGAGACUGGGAUGGGUUUCUGGAAAGAUUCAUGGAGGGCAAAAUGGCAUAUGGAGCCUGGCAUGAGCAUGUGGUUGGCUGGUGGGGGAAGAAGCAAACGUAUCCAAAUCUACAUUAUAUAUUCUAUGAAGAUUUGACUGAGAAUUUGGGACGUGAGAUUGACAAGCUGUGUCGUUUCCUUUGUGUUUCUCCCUCAACUGAGGAGAAAGAAAGCAUCAUGGAGGCUGUGAAAUUUGAAAAUAUGAAAGGCAACAAACUGACCAACUUUGCCAAUGCCCCCUUAAUGAAUCUGAAGGAGUCUCCUUUCAUGAGAAAAGGGAAGGUUGGUGACUGGAAGAAUCAUUUCACUGUGGCACAGCGUGAACAGUGCGAUGAGCACUACAAGCGGAAAAUAAAGUCACCUGGAUUGCAGUUUCGCACUGAAGUUUAAGGCUUGGACCGGGAAAACAAACCAGGAUUUUUUUCUUCGGCUAAAGAUAUCGAGUCAGGCUGCACGAUCAAGCUCUUUCAG
Molecule: messenger RNA, 975 nt
Organism: Phycodurus eques (leafy seadragon)
Lineage: Eukaryota; Metazoa; Chordata; Actinopteri; Syngnathiformes; Syngnathidae
Product: cytosolic sulfotransferase 3-like
Exons: 7
Coding region: 13-894 (293 amino acids)
Biological process (GO): sulfation
Cellular component (GO): cytoplasm
Molecular function (GO): sulfotransferase activity
Source: RefSeq, a predicted model, not a curated record